Molecule: messenger RNA, 3555 nt
Organism: Aptenodytes forsteri (emperor penguin)
Lineage: Eukaryota; Metazoa; Chordata; Aves; Sphenisciformes; Spheniscidae
Gene: NLRX1
Product: NLR family member X1
Exons: 10
Coding region: 241-3210 (989 amino acids)
Biological process (GO): negative regulation of canonical NF-kappaB signal transduction
Cellular component (GO): mitochondrion
Molecular function (GO): protein binding
Source: RefSeq, a predicted model, not a curated record
UGAGCAGCACCAGGCUCUCCUCCACGGGCCCCACAGGCUCAGCGCCUGGCAGCACGAGCACAGGGAGCCGUGGGCUCAGCCUCCGUGGCAAGGAGUCUUGCUAGAGUUUCUCAGGAUGUUGGGGGCUGUGAGUGCAACCUGUGUUCCUGAAGGAUCACCCUGCUGAGCUGGGGUGGGAACCUGAGUCAGCGCCGGCACAGCCGGUUCUGCUGGACUGGACCAUAUUGGGGCAGGCAGAGGAUGUCGCGAGCCAUGCAAUGCCAGAGCUGCCUGCCCUGGGGCAGCUGGACACAGCUUCAUCGAUCCCUGCUGGGGAGCAGGGGGACCCGGAGUGUGUAUCUGUGUGCUGCUUCAGUGCCAGGCGCUGCAGGCAGCUACUUCCUCAGGAAGAUCCUUCGCGCAAGCAGCAUCUCCCUCUCCAGGGGCUGUGUUCGCUAUGAGGGAGGGUCCCAGGAGCACUCUGUAAAACCCAGCUCCUCUCGCCAUGGCCUGUCCCAGCUGAGGAACGUGGCCUCUUCUGAUGCCAUCAAGAAACACCAGAAGAGCCUGUCUGCGUGGUUCAGCCACCAGCCCAAUGAAGAGAGGCAGUUUGGCCCUUCCUUCUCGCUGGACGCAGUCCAUGUGGACCCAGUGAUCCGGGAGAGCUCUCUGGAGGAGAUCCUGAAGCCCUCACCUGACCUAACCAUCCAGAACCAGCUCCAGCAGCCCUGCAGCCAGGUUAUCAGCCUCCAGAACCUUUUCGAUGUGGAUGCCUGUGGGCGGCAGGUGAAGAAUGUGGUGCUGUAUGGCACUGUGGGCACGGGGAAGAGCACCCUCAUCAAGAAGAUGGUGGUGGACUGGUGCCAUGGUCGCCUACCCCGCUUUGAGUUGGUCAUCCCCUUCUCCUGCGAGGACCUGUCGCAUAGUCGUGCCCCCAUCUCCCUGCGACGCCUCAUAACCAAGAAGUACCAGCACCUCCGGGACGUGGUGCCGAUGCUGGGCAUUUCCAACCUCAAGGUGCUUUUCAUCCUCAAUGGCCUGGAGCGCCUCAACUUGGACUUCCGACUGGCUGGCACAGAGUUGUGCUGUGACCCCAAUGAGCCUGUGCCUCCCUCUGCCAUCGUGGUCAACCUGCUACGAAAAUACCUCCUGCCAGAGGCCAGCAUCAUCGUCACCACGCGCCCAUCGGCAGUGCGCCGGAUCCCCGGCAAGUAUGUGGGCCGCUACGCAGAGAUCUGUGGCUUCUCUGACACCAAUCUGCAGAAGCUGUACUUCCAGAUGCGUCUCAGCCAGCCUGGCUGCAGUGGAGAGGGCAGUACAGGUAGAAGCUCAGGCGAGCAGGAAAACUUGGUGGAGAUGUUGUCAAGGAACUUGGAGCGCCACAACCAAAUUGCCGCUGCCUGCUUCUUGCCCUCUUACUGCUGGCUGGUGUGCACCACUCUGCACUUCCUCUACUUCACCAGGACGGUGCCUCCCAGCCAGACCCUGACUGGCAUCUACACCAGCUUCCUGAGGCUCAACUUCAGCGGGGAGGUGCUGGACAGCACCGACUCCACCAACAUCUCCAUGAUGAAGUACGUGGCCAAGACAGUGGGCAAGCUGGCCUACGAAGGGGUGAUGUCCCGCAAGACCUGCUUCACAGAGGAUGACCUGCAGCAGUGCUUUGAGGUGGAGAUGAAGACUGAAAGUGAACUCAACCUCCUGGAGGUCUUCCGCAGCGACGUCUUCCGCUUCUUCCUCACUCCGUGUGUGCAGCUAGGCAAAGAGCACACCUUUGUCUUCACCAUCCCUGCUAUGCAGGAGUACCUGGCAGCCCUGUAUGUUGUGCUGGGUGAGAAGAAGACCCUGGCACAGAGAGUGGGGAAGGAGCUGUCAGAGCUCAUUGGGAAGGUGAGUGAAGAUGUCGCUGUCGUCCUGAGUAUCGUCUCCAAGGUGCUGCCCUUGCGCUUCCUGCCAGUGCUCUUCAACCUGCUCAAAAUCUUCCCUCGCUACUUCUCCCGGCUGAGCGGUAAGGACCGGGAUGCUAUUGCUCACACCAUGGCAGAGGAGCUGUUCAAAGAGGAGGACUACUACAACGAUGAUGUCUUGGACCAGAUCAAUUCCAGCAUCCUGGGCAUGGAGGGCCCCAUGCGCCACCCUGAUGAGGUCCCUGAUGAUGAGGUCUUUGAGCUCUUCCCCAUCUUCAUGGGGGGGAUACUGUCCCGCCGUAACCGUGCCAUCCUGCAGCAGCUGGGCUGCUCCAUCAAGAACCUGGCAGCCUUUGAGAUUGCCAAUGCCAUGAAGAAGACGGUCAUCAGGAACAGCCGCAAGGGGCUGCCCCCCUCCGAGCUGAUGGACUACCUCUUCUUCCUGCAUGAGUUCCAGAACGAGCGCUUCACAGCUGAGGCCAUCCGCUCCCUCCGGACUGUCAACCUCUCAUCCGUCAAGAUGACCCCUCUCAAGUGCUCUGUCCUGGCGUAUGUCAUGGGCACCACGUGCCACGAGGUGGAGGAGCUGAACCUGACCUCCUGCAACCUUGACACAAGCAGCUUGAGGAUCCUCUUCCCUGUCCUGCUGCGAUGCAAAGCUCUUCAUCUGCAGCUCAACAGCCUGGGCUCUGAUGCCUGCAAGGAAAUCCGCGACCUGCUCCUGCAUGACAAGUGUGUGGUGAGCAACCUGCGGCUGGCAAAUAACCCUGUGGGCGAGCAGGGGGCACAAUACCUGGCUGAGGCGCUGGCCGGCAACCACUCACUGACCCAUUUGUCCCUGCUGCACACCACACUGGGGGACCGGGGCGCCGAAGUCAUUGCUCAGCACCUGGCCAAGAACCAGCACCUCCAGGAGCUCAACCUGGGCUACAACUCCCUGACAGACACAGCCGCCCUGCACGUGGUGGAGGUGGCCAAAAAGCAUGCGACGCUGGACAAAGUGCAUCUGUACUUCAAUGACAUCAGCGAGGAUGGCAAGCGGGAACUUGACAGCUUACGCAUGGACCGGGACGGUGUCAGAGCGCUGGUCUUCCUUACAGCAGGCACUGACGUCUCUGACUACUGGUCCAACAUCCUGAACGUGGUGCAGAGGAACUUGCCUUUCUGGGACCGUGAGCGGGUUCGGCAGCACCUUGUCCUCAUCCUGCAGGACCUGGAGAGCAGCCGGAGACAGACUGCCAACCCCUGGAGAAAAGCCAAGUUCCUACGAGUCGAGAGUGAGGUCAAGAAGAUGCUGGGGAAACUGCAGCACGAGAACCUCUAACCUGCUGUCCAUCCCCCUGGCCAGGGUGCUGCUGGGGAGGAAACACUGGAUUGUGCCCUGGCAGCACAUCCCCUGCGCCCUUAUCUGUGUGGAGAUGCCUAGUGGUUGGGUGCUACCAAGGCUGUCAAAGGUGCUGGGCAUGUGGGGCUCAGCCCUCAUCUGCGGGCAAGGCUGAAGUGUGGGAGAACUGUACAGAGACCAGACCAGGAGCAACUGGGACUUGUUCUUCUGGGCUUGUAGAGACCCAGCCCCUGCACGAGGCAGAGCAGUGGCAGAGGGGCAGGACUCAGGCUUGCUUGUGAAACCUUUGGUAGCAUUAAAGUGCACCGCUUUGUUUCCACUGAA